GUUCUCUUGGUCAUGGCUACCAUGUGGCUUACAGAGGCGGUGCCUAUCGCCGUGACGUCACUACUUCCUGUGUUCAUGUUCCCGAUGGCGGGGAUCCUCACAGCCAAGGAAGUGGGCCACAGCUAUCUUAGUGUGAGAGAGAUAAUGCUGGGCCUGAUGCUGCCCACGUGGUUUCUGUCCAUGUGGAUCUCCAACACCGCCACAGUCGCCAUGAUGGUGCCCAUAGUGGAGGCUGUGUUGCUGCAGGUCAAGGUCGCCAGACGGAACCAGAGGGGUCAAGCAAUUGCCACGGACAUAUCUCGGCCUUUACGCUUUGAAUCGAGGCCGGAUCACACAGGGGGUUUUGACCAACAAACAGACGAACAGAUUGGUUGGCACACACUAGACGACGUGCAACCAGACUCUCCCACCACUGUGGAGUUGCUGCGGUUUGACAACAACGCUCACACACUGACCAGUUUCUCCAGGAAGGGUGACGAUGAGAAUGAAAAGGAGGAUGCGGCAGAGGAGGAUUCAGAAGAGAAGGGGGACGAUGACUUGGAGUUCAUCAAACUGGGCAAAGGUUUGAGUCUGUGUAUUGCCUACGCAGGGAAUGUGGGUGGAGUCGCCACACUGACAGGAACUCCGCCCAACUUGGUUCUAAAGGGGCAGGCUGACAUGUUUUUCCAGAAGUACGGAGCAGAGGACGCCGGAGAGUACAAUCUGACGUUCGUGGGCUGGAUGUUGAUGGCGUUCCCUCUGUCCCUUGUGUUACUGGUGGCUGUGUGGGCAUGGCUGGUUAUCUUGUACCUUAGGAGGAGCUGCUGUGGCACCAAGAACAAAGAACAGAUGGAGGCAGUGAGGCGGGUACUGGAGAGGGAACACAGGCAACUGGGGCCCGUCACGUUCUGUGAAGUGGUCACCUCCGUGCUGUUCCUACUGCUGAUUUUGCUGUGGGUCUCACGUGACCCCAAGUUCGUCCCUGGUUGGUCAAUGCUGUUCAAGGAGAACUAUAUUUCCGACGCCACUGCUGCAGUAAUGGUCGCAGUCUUAUUCUUCAUCCUGCCCAAAGAAAGGCCAAAGGUUUUCUGUGGCCGGGAUUGGCAAGCAGGCUCCACCCACAGCUACACGCCCCUACUGACGUGGGAGACAGUCCAGGCCAAGCUACCCUGGGGCAUCAUUGUUCUCCUCGGUGGUGGGUUCGCCCUCGCCAAAGCUUGUAAGCGCCACAGCCUGACGAUUCUCACGUCAUGCAGAGCUGUGAGUGUGAGAGUCUUUGCCACCAUUGCUGGAUUUGGAAGAGUUCAUACAGAGACCUGA
Messenger RNA from Aplysia californica (California sea hare), 1299 nucleotides. RefSeq names its product solute carrier family 13 member 5-like. The transcript is spliced from 11 exons. Gene Ontology annotation, molecular function: transmembrane transporter activity. Gene Ontology annotation, biological process: monoatomic anion transmembrane transport. The annotation marks the transcript as partial. The record is from RefSeq and is a predicted model, not a curated record. NCBI's taxonomy places the organism in Eukaryota, Metazoa, Mollusca, Gastropoda, Aplysiida, Aplysiidae. Gene Ontology annotation, cellular component: membrane.